UGCCGUUUCGUUUCUUUUUUUUUCUUCUGGUUCACAGAUCGGUCUUCUCCCAUGUUAAGUGUUUGCAAAAGGACACUAAAGACAGUCACGGGAGAUGAAGAAGGACGGGGAGAUUUGUGUCUUCCUUUGGAUAUAAUAGUGGAGAUACUGAAGAAACUACCGGCAAAGUCACUUGUGAGGUUCCGAAGCGUCUCCAAGCAAUGGUCAACCAUUAUCGGCAGCCGCAGAGACUUCAUCGACUCUAUCGUCACUCGUUCUCUCAGUCAUCCUCCUCCGAAGCUUCCCAUCUUUAUCUUCCACCAUUGUGUGCCUGAAACGUUCUUCACUGUUUCACCUGUUUUCUCUCCGACCACCGCCACCGACAAUGUAGUAACUAUCCCUCGACCAAGUCAUCCAAGCUCCUUCCACUAUCAAUACUCCCGGGGCUUGAUUUGUUGCUCUUCUUCAAAAUCUCAUCUGGUUACCAUCUACAACCCUACCACCAGACAGGUUUUUCCGUUACCCGAGAUCCAACCCCCGGCAACACGGCGGUCCGGAUUAAGUUCCUGCUUCUUUGGCUACGACCCUAUCACGAAUCAAUACAAAGUCCUGUCCAUUAUUGUCAACUGUGACGAGCCUAUCCCGAAGCAAACUUAUCAUGUUUUCACAUUGGGAUGUCAGCAAUCUUGGAGAAAAGUCAAAGGCAUUGGUGAAGACUCCUUUCCAAAAGAUUACAGUGUAUGCAUCGACGGGACUAUCUACUACCACGCAAACAGAGAAGGUGGUGAGACUAUGUUGCUGAGUUUCGACAUCAGGUCCGAAAGAUUUGAUCACGUCUUGGUUCCAGAAGCAUUGUUGACUCCUAUGUAUCAUCAGCGUCUAGUGAACCACCUAGGUAAGUUGGGAUGCAUAAUUUGUAACCGCAGCAACACAAGUAUCUGGAUUAUGGAUGAUGCCGGAAAACAAGAAUGGUCGAGAACAAUCCUUUGCUUGCCAAACUACUCAGUGAUGUUGUUAGGAGCUGAUGUGGAUACCUUCUCUGGUGCCACCCCUGCUGGAGAGAUUUAUGCAACUCAAUGCAAGUAUUUCUUUGAUAAGUCAUUGUAUGUUUACUACUAUGACAUGAACCAAAACAGCUUUAGAAGAGUUCAUAUCGAAGGUGGUGUUCCCGAUGAAACAAAGAAGCGUAGGUAUUGUGUUAAAGUAUUUCCGAUUCAUGAUCACGUCGAGAAUACUGUGUGGUUGUAGCAAAAAAAAAAAUUGUAUCUCAUUAUGUCUCUUCAAGCACCCGUAGCUGUUGGAGAGUUCUCAGGUGUUUAAUUAACUUAUAUGUAUAUCAUGCUUCAGCUAAAUCAACUUCUAUUGAAUCCUUGCUUCACAUUUUACAAGUGUUGCUUGAACAUGAAUAUUACAUGCAUUAAAAAGAACAGUGAUGAAAUUGAAGUAUUUGUAAUAAAGAGCA
Messenger RNA from Raphanus sativus (radish), 1441 nucleotides. RefSeq names its product F-box protein At1g52495-like. The transcript has a single exon. The annotation marks the transcript as partial. The record is from RefSeq and is a predicted model, not a curated record. Lineage: Eukaryota; Viridiplantae; Streptophyta; Magnoliopsida; Brassicales; Brassicaceae. Gene Ontology annotation, molecular function: protein binding.